Messenger RNA from Musa acuminata subsp. malaccensis (wild Malaysian banana), 4603 nucleotides. Lineage: Eukaryota; Viridiplantae; Streptophyta; Magnoliopsida; Zingiberales; Musaceae. The record is from RefSeq and is a predicted model, not a curated record.
CUCACCAUCUUCCCCAUUCCUUUUAGUCUAACAACGCAUUCUUUCUCUUAAAAUGUGAUUUUUAGACGCUGAUCAGUCGCAAAAGAUCGUCUUCUCCUGUUUCCUCCGUGUCCGCCACGAGGAGGGAUCACAAUAAGAGGAACAUGGAAGAAGAAGCGCAUGCGAUUCCUUAAUGUUGCAACGAAAUCCAUCGUCUGUUCUCGAAUCCACACAAUAUCAGCUCGGAAGAGAGGGCUUUCAUGCGCCUUUCCUCCUUUCCCCCGGUCGUUCCAAUGUUUCCGAGACCCUUCCUCGUAAGGUUUCUUGAUUUUGCCCGCCUGGUUAAUUGCGUUGGCGUUUUUGUUUGAUUCGUCUGGAUCUUGACGAUGGCGAUGUUUCGCAAGUUCUUUUACCGCAAGCCACCCGAUGGGCUUCUGGAGAUUUCCGAAAGAGUCUAUGUGUUCGAUUGCUGUUUCACGACUGAUAUCUUGGAAGAAAAAGAAUACAGGGUGUACAUGGGAGGCAUUGUGUCACAGCUCCACGAACAGUACCCUGAUGCCUCCUUCAUGGUGUUCAACUUCCGAGAGGGGGAGAGCCAAAGCCAGAUUUCUAGCGUCUUGUCAGAGUAUGACAUGCUUGUGAUGGACUACCCACGGCAGUAUGAAGGAUGCCCGCUGCUCACAAUGGAAAUGAUCCACCAUUUCUUGAGGUCAGGCGAGAGCUGGCUCUCGUUGGGUCAGCAGAACCUCUUGCUGAUGCACUGCGAUCGAGGAGGAUGGCCGGUCCUAGCUUUCAUGUUGGCGGCGCUUCUGGUAUACCACAAGCAGUACACAGGCGAGCAGAGGACACUGGACAUGAUCUACAAGCAGGCCCCCCGUGAGCUGUUGCAGCUGCUGUCGCCGCUGAAUCCGCUGCCUUCCCAACUGAGAUACCUGCAUUAUAUAUCAAGGAGAAAUGUGGCCAUGGAAUGGCCUCCGCUUGAUCGAGCUCUUACUUUGGACUGUAUAAUCCUUAGGUUCAUUCCUGACCUCAAUGGAACAGGUGGAUGCAGGCCAAUAUUUCGAAUUUAUGGCCAGGAUCCCUUCAUUGCUUCUGAUCAGACUCCGAAAGUUCUAUUCUCAACACCAAAGAAAAGCAAACUGGUUCGGUUUUUCAAACAGGAAGACUGUGAACUAGUCAAGAUCGACAUUCAUUGCCAUAUUCAAGGAGAUAUCGUACUUGAGUGCAUCAGCUUGGAUGAAGAUCUAAUCCGGGAAGUGAUGAUGUUCAGGGUCAUGUUCAAUACAGCCUUCAUCAGGUCUAACAUUUUGAUGCUAGAUCGUGAUGCCAUUGACAUCUUGUGGGACGCCAAAGAUCGGUUUCCUAAAGAUUUCAGGGUCGAGGUUCUUCUUUCAGAGAUGGAUGCGGCUGAUCCACUUAUAUCUUCAGAAUUGACGAGUGGUGAGGAAAAAGAUGGCCUUCCAAUUGAAGCAUUUGCCAAAGUGCAAGAACUGUUCAACAAUUGGGAUUGGCUGGAAACAAAUGUGGAUGCUGCCACGAAAGUUCUUCAGCAGAUAUCUUCGUCCAAGAACUUGCAAGAGAAGUUGGACGCAAUGUCUCCGCAAAAGUUCGACGCUGAUGUUAAGCUGAAAAGGACGAGCUAUGAUGUGCUUCGUGAGGAACUCCAGUUGGGAGAAACCGAUGAUGAUGGAAACAAGAAAUCGUUACUUUCUUCUCCCAAGGAGCAGUCUGCUCCACUUGAUGAGGGUUCUGAUUCGAUUACGGAAAGCCAAAAUGUCGAACUGGAUGGUCUGCAGAUGUCAGCACAAUGCCCUUCUCGGAUAGAACAAAUUCCAGCAUCUCCAUCGACUCCUGCCUUUUCUUCUGAUUCUCCGCAAGUGCCGGGCUCUGAUGCAACUGUUUCUAGAUAUCAUAGUUCACCUUCAUCUCUUGGAGUCAUAACUCCGCUUCAUGACCAUGUUGCAUUUGAUAGCUCUGCAGUAACUCAGACAACAAUGUUAGCUUCACCUCUUCCAACCAGUUCAGCUUCUGGAUCCAAUAUUUCUUCGGAAUUAUCACAAAGCCAGUCGUCAGAACAGCAAUUGACAUCUUCAGCAAGUCACAUAAAAGAUACUUCACAUGCAUCUCCUUCUCCUCCUCUGUCCCCUCUCCCUCCUGCUGCUGCUGCUGAAAGUGAUGCUGAAACAACUCUCAAACCAACAGCAGUAGCGGAAGUUCCAUCUUUGACAACUGAAAGCUCGAUUCCAGAAGUUCCCCCAUCACCUGCUCCAGAGCUUUCAACUCCAACACCACAUACUUUCGUGCCUCCCCUACCUUCUCAUCAUGGAACUUCUUCACAGGCUAAUGAUAAACCAACUUCACAUCCUCCUCCUCCUCCUCCUCCUCCUCCUCCUCCUCCUCCUCCCGUUGAAGGAACAUCAUCCGCCUCUGUCUCUGCUGGCUUGGAAAAACCUGCUUCUGCUCCAGUUGCACAUCAGGUAGUCUCAAGCAACAUGGCAGGCAAGUCAGUACCUAAACCCUUGAUGGCGUCCCCGUGUCCCCAAAGUAACUUAAUGCCUGUGAGAAAUGCAACUGAAGGAGCAGGUGUUCCUCCACCCCCACCCCCGCUGCCUGGUCCUGCAGCUGCAAGCUCAGCACCACCUCCACCUCCACCACCUAAUAUUUCAUCACAACAUUCUACCAAAUCAUCAUCUGCCCCACCUGUACCACCUCCUCCUGCACCUUCAAGUUCCUUGGGGAGCCUUACUGCUCCUAAAUCAUCUGGAGGUAAGAAAACCAACUCUGAGGUAAUACCUCCGCCACCCCCAAAUGGCAUGAAUGCUCCACCAGGUGGGAAAGGACGCAUCUUGGCGCCAACUUCAAAUUACAGGGGAAUGCAGACUGCACAAGCAUUAUCUAGAAAGGCUAAUUUGAAGCCAUUGCAUUGGAUCAAAGUAACAAGAGCAGUGCAAGGAAGCCUAUGGGCGGAGUCACAAAAUUGUGAUGAAUGCUUGAAGGCGCCAGAGUUCGACAUGUCUGAGCUUGAGAGUCUCUUUUCAGCUGCAGUUCCAAAUUCUGAACUUCGGCGUUUAGGUUCCAAAUCCAGUGGUUCCAUGGGUCCAAAAUCUGACAAAGUUCAUCUGAUUGAUCUUAGACGAGCUAAUAAUUGCGAAAUCAUGCUUACAAAGGUUAAGAUGCCACUAAAUGAUUUACUGAGUUCAGUUCUUACCCUUGACGAUUCCAUUUUAGAUGUUGAUCAGGUUGAUAACCUCAUUAAGUUUUGCCCAACAAAGGAGGAAAUGGAACUACUCAAGGGAUACAAUGGAGAUAAAGAAAACUUAGGGAAAUGUGAGCAGUAUUUCUUGGAGCUGAUGAAAGUACCACGGGUGGAAUCCAAGCUAAGAGUGUUCUCAUUUAAAAUCCAAUUCCAAUCACAGGUUGCUGACCUCAAAGCUAGCCUGAACAUUGUCAACUCUGCUGCAGAAGAGAUCAGAAGUUCUGUUAAAUUGAAAAGAAUUAUGAAGACCAUUCUUUCUUUGGGAAAUGCAUUAAACCAGGGAACUGCCAGGGGUUCUGCCGUUGGAUUUAGGUUGGAUAGCCUUCUCAAACUUACUGACACACGAGCACGCAACAACAGGAUGACUCUCAUGCAUUAUUUGUGCAAGGUUCUUGCAGACAAACUUCCUGAACUUCUUGAUUUUCCCAAGCAUCUUGUUAGCUUGGAACUUGCAGCUAAGAUGCAACUGAAAUUUCUGGCAGAAGAAAUGCAAGCAAUAAACAAAGGCCUUGAGAAGGUUGAACAGGAAUUGACAGCAUCAGAAAAUGAUGGUCCUGUAUCACAAAUUUUCUGUAAGACCCUGGAGGAGUUUCUUGGUGUUGCCGAAGCUGAAGUUCGAUCUCUAACUUCACUUUAUUCCAAUGUGGGUAGAAAUGCUGAUGCAUUAGCCCUUUAUUUCGGAGAAGAUCCGACACGGUGUCCAUUCGAACAAGUUGUCUCAACACUCCUCAACUUCGUCAAAAUGUUCGUGCGCGCCCACGAAGAGAACUGCAAACAACUGGAGAUGGAGAAGAAAAAGGCGCAGAAAGAAGCAGAAAAUGAAAAGUUGAAGAUCAACAGUUCAAAGAACGCGCCACAGAACAUACCAUCCACGACCGGUAGUGCCAACACCACAUAGACUGGCAAGAAUUCUUCUCUUUCACAUGCAAGGAUCGUUCUUGAUAUACAUUAGAAUACAACAAAGGGAAACAUCUCGGGUCGAUACGAAUAAUUCGAGAGCAAGAAGUUGUGAGAAGAAGCUAUCGUCGUUGCGAAAAUUGUAGAUUUGUUUACCACCUUUUAGCAUCAUUGUGCAUGUUCAUCUCUUCCAAACUAUGAUACAUUAAGUUCAUGUUCUGUAUCUUCUGGUGCAGCUUGGCUUGAAGAAAAAGAAGCAAUUUGGAAAUGUAUGUACAGAUGACCGAUCCAAAUAUAGGUUUUCGUUUGUUACCACCCGAUUCUUGUAUAGUGUUUCUCGUCCCUGUAAACGACGAUAUCAAAGAGAUAUUUAGCUUGAUGUAAUAGCUGCGAGGACACAGUCAAUUUAGCUUUUGUGAGCCAUUGCUCCGCGCAUUGUCUUGUAUCUCUCACUGCUUUAAAACUCUUCAA